Molecule: messenger RNA, 816 nt
Organism: Psammomys obesus (fat sand rat)
Lineage: Eukaryota; Metazoa; Chordata; Mammalia; Rodentia; Muridae
Gene: Adra1b
Product: adrenoceptor alpha 1B
Exons: 2
Biological process (GO): regulation of vasoconstriction; positive regulation of cytosolic calcium ion concentration; regulation of cardiac muscle contraction
Cellular component (GO): membrane
Molecular function (GO): alpha1-adrenergic receptor activity
Source: RefSeq, a predicted model, not a curated record
ACACACUUCCUCUGUUCAGACACAGCUAGACUGCACACCCCGAGUGUCCCCUUCUGUGGCAGGUGGACUUGUCAAGGACCUGUUCCUGCACCAGGCUCCCUGUUCUCCACCCUCAAGCCUCCGGACGCCGUGUUCAAGGUGGUGUUCUGGCUGGGCUAUUUCAACAGCUGCCUCAACCCCAUCAUCUACCCGUGCUCCAGCAAGGAGUUCAAGCGCGCCUUCAUGCGCAUCCUUGGGUGCCAGUGUCGCGGCGGACGCCGCCGCCGCCGCCGUCGCCGCCUGGGCGGCUGCGCUUACACCUACCGGCCGUGGACGCGUGGCGGCUCGCUGGAGAGGUCGCAGUCGCGGAAGGACUCUCUCGACGACAGCGGCAGCUGCAUGAGCGGUAGCCAGCGGACCCUGCCCUCGGCGUCACCCAGCCCAGGCUACCUGGGUCGAGGAGCGCAGCCGCCGGUGGAGCUGUGCGCCUUCCCCGAGUGGAAACCCGGGGCGCUGCUCAGCCUGCCGGAGCCUGCCGGCCGCCGGGGCCGCCUUGACUCCGGGCCGCUCUUCACCUUCAAGCUCCUAGGCGAGCCGGAGAGCCCGGGCACCGACGGCGACGCCAGCAACGGGGGCUGCGACCCCACGAGCGACCUGGCCAACGGGCAGACGGGCUUCAAAAGCAACAUGCCCCUGGCGCCCGGGCACUUUUAGGGUCCCUUUCCAUCUCCCCCAACAAACACAUACACACAUCUGGGAGGGCGGAGGACACCAUCGUGGGGAAAGGGAGGGCGCGUGGGGGGGGUGGGGGAGUGUCAGCCCUGGGUAGACACAGGG